Molecule: messenger RNA, 1406 nt
Organism: Limulus polyphemus (Atlantic horseshoe crab)
Lineage: Eukaryota; Metazoa; Arthropoda; Merostomata; Xiphosura; Limulidae
Product: zinc finger protein 391-like
Exons: 8
Coding region: 1-1353 (450 amino acids)
Cellular component (GO): nucleus
Source: RefSeq, a predicted model, not a curated record
AUGGAAACUUGUGUUCUUAUCCCGCCGGAGUUCAGUUUAGUUUUGAGCGCCGUGAAUACUGGAAAGAAUGUUAACACUUUGUACGAGAUGGACGUCAGCGUGUGGAGCAAUCAGCUCGUACCUCUAGGAUCUAAGUUCUCUCCAUUCCAAGGUACAAUACGACUAGAUCGAUUGGAGUUAUACAGCGUUCUCGAUGUCAAUGAUGUGCGAAACAGAUUCGGUUGUUACGAUCAAAUUCAAGUAGUAGAAAAUCGUAAAGUCCGGCACUGCAACUGGGUCCGUUUUCUACGAUGCUCACCCACUGUGACAAGUGAUGUCAACCUGCUUGUUCGCGUAAGGCCCGAUGACAUAAUUUAUGAAUGCAUCCGGCAGGUGUCUCCCAACACAGAGCUUGUCGUUCAUUACGAUGAAAACCAAGUGCAUACUGGAUUCUUCGGUUUCCCAUCAACCUAUCGGACUAGUCCAUUUCGAAGAAAUAUUUGUAGACAAGCAAUUGAAGAUAGCCCUUUGGAUUUGUCCAAGUCUUUAGUGUCAUCACCGUCUGUAGAAGUUGUCACUGAUUUAGAAAAACCUCAUGAUUUAAGUAGAAGGUCUCUGUCAAGUUUACAGAAAUCUCCAGAGACUACUUCUUCCAGAAACAGGAGCGUCUUUUGUCAGUCACUAGUCGACUUCAGGCCAAUCAAAAAACAACGGGAUCGAACCCUUUUACCAUGUGAAUAUUGUGGGAAAUCAUUCGACCGACCAUCUCUCCUGAGUAGACACCUAAGGACUCACACAGGAGAAAAGCCUCAUGCUUGUGACGUGUGUGGUAAAGGAUUUAGCACGUCCAGCUCUUUGAACACUCAUCGUCGCAUACACUCUGGUGAGAAACCUCACCAGUGCCCUCAGUGUGGUAAAAAAUUUACUGCUAGCUCAAACUUGUAUUAUCAUCGCAUGACGCACAACAAGGAAAAACCACAUAAAUGCAAUCUAUGUGUGAAGUCGUUUCCGACUCCUGGAGACCUGAAGAGUCACAUGUACAUUCACAACGGCUCCUGGCCAUUCAAGUGUCACGUAUGUGGUCGUGGAUUCAGCAAGCAGACAAAUCACAAAAAUCAUCUGCUUCUUCACACAGGAGAUAAACCUCACGUUUGCAAGGUAUGUCAUAAGAAGUUUGCCCUGGCGUGUAACCUGCGUUCCCAUUUAAAAACUCACGAAGAAUCACAGCAAGACAAGUGUCAUCGGUGUGGCCACCUGUGUCCAGUCGAUAAAGGUUUUGUGACGCAUGGUUGCUGCUACGAUUGUUACAAUAACAAUCAAGGAGUUCCUCUCAUUGGUCAGUCUCGUCACCGUUAUGUGGAAAUACUACACUGAAUCAAAACUGCAGAAAAAUACUCCAAUCAUGAUGCUAGCCUGGAUUUAUUUAA